Haliotis rufescens (red abalone) is the source of this 2229-nucleotide messenger RNA. RefSeq lists its product as uncharacterized. Bases 70 to 1206 code for a protein of 378 amino acids. NCBI's taxonomy places the organism in Eukaryota, Metazoa, Mollusca, Gastropoda, Lepetellida, Haliotidae. The record is from RefSeq and is a predicted model, not a curated record. The transcript is spliced from 5 exons.
GUUCCACACAGUCCUCAAAGAAGACGAUUACAUUUGGACAGUCAUUCAUACAGACGCAAUUCGUCGACGAUGUCAUUCAUCGGGCGAGGCGGAUGUCGCCACUGUGGAUGUAGAGAAUACGUGAAGCCACCAGAGGGAGAGAAAUGUUACCACUGCAACCACGAGAUGGACCUUCACGUCGUCAAAUAUCAACCACAACCAACUGGUGGGACACCAACCAGCAAGACCGGUGAAUCAUCUGUUCAGAACACAAUGGAUGCUGCCACGGUGGAUGUUAGUCUGAUGCACACGGGAGAGGCGUUUGAACAAGGAGCCCCUGACGUAUGUUUCGAAGAGACGUGGGAAGUCCGCGCACCGUCUGACUUGGCGCAUGGACAUUUCGUCAAGCCCCAUGAUAGAGGUGCAGUCAUCACAAAGCGAGUAUCACCAAUGACAGGAAAGGAUGGAAAUAUCGGAUCUAGUGAAGACAUGACAAUUUUCACGGACAUCAACCGAGACAAGUACGGAGUUGUUCGGGGUAGGUGUCGAGACUGCCCCGAGGACUGUCCUCAGUAUUCCCUACCUGUCCUCAGACACAACUGUACAUAUUGCGGGUGUCCGGCGGGUCAUCAUGAGAGGGUGGAACCUCGACCUGAACUCAUCAUCAAGAUAGAACCAGGGGAGGAGGGGGCAGGAUCUCCGGGGCGGAGUGAUGACCGACCACCACCCGGUCCGUCGAGAAGAGCCCAGCCAAGUACCUCCAGGCGAAAUGAGUCGCCCACUGGCUCACGAAAUCACCAGGAUACAUCACGUACAGUAAUCCAGAAACGUUGUAAGACGUUAUUUGGGGAUGCUGGCGUCACAUAUUCUUAUCUUCAAGAGAAACUUACAAAAACUCAACGCGGCGUGUUUACAAUCCUAUGGAAGGGAAAAAUAAUUUAUGUUGGGGAGCCAAAGAAGACGCCCCUAUUAACUAACCUUCGUAGUAUCUUUACUGGUGGAAGCACUCAAGAUAUCGGCAAAUGUUUGAAAAGUUUACCCAACGAUUUGAAAGAGAAGCAUGUCCGAAUCGCUUGGCUGACACACAUGGAUGACGACCCACACUGCCAAACGUGCAGAGAAGGCAAGAAAACGCUGCUUUCGUAUCGACAGUGUGUUUCAAAACUGCAAAGCAAGAAUCCAAGGGAGGUCCUCUUGGAUCUCAAGACAAAAUUUUCACGCCAUUAGAAGCAAAAUGUUUCUCGUGUUUCAACUGACCACAAAUUGUAGUGUUUAGUUUGAAACCUUUCUAAUCCUGGCAUCGUCUAUGUAUUUGUAUGUCACUUUAUCUCAACAGUCUGUAGCAUAAUUGUAGUUUUAAGGAUUUUCUGGGAAAAUAUAUUUUUGGGUAAAAUCCCAACUCCCCAGUAUGCAACAAACCACUCAGGGUAUAGCAGAAGAUUAUGAUGUUUGAACAUGUAUUUGGGUGAAGGAAAAUGUCACAUCUCAAAGUUCCUUUACCUUUCAAAGCUCUAUUUACAAGACAUUUCUACAUAUCUUGUGAUAAGAACAUUAUAAUGCUGGGCAGAAUGUGAAUUAGAAUCACCUCAUCAUAUUUUGUGUGAUCCCCAUUUAGGUGGCCUAGCUUUGGUUGCCCGUGGUAUACUGUUUUACUGUUCUUUGUCGACAGGAAAUUAAAAAUAAUUAACUUGUUUUCAUCGCAAUAUGGCUGCAAUAUUGCCGAUGCGAUGUAAAAUUUUAUAUAUGAUAAAACCUGAGGCAAAGGAAAUACGAGAGUAUCCAGUAAUUUAAUAUGUACUGUUCCCCUACUUUUGAACUAUGCCUGUGAGUAUGUGUUAUGAGCAGAUGCCCGAACGCGAAUAAUCCCGAAGGCGUACGUGGGACUUAAAAUAUCAAUCACUGGUUCAUCUGGUUCUGAAUCGGUUAUCUACGACCGCCGUCAUAUUGACGUAUACGAUUUACUUUUGACUUAAUCAUUAUCGUUAUCAUGACGUCUCAGGCAGCAUAAUAAGUACAGGUUGCUAAACAAUCGCAUCCGAGGUAUUUACUGCCUUCCUGUACACAGUAUGCUGUGUUUUAUAUGUUUAUACUUUAGACUAGUAUAUGUUUGACAUUAUCUUUUGCACUUUGCAUAUGUUUUUUUUGUUCUCAUAAAUAACAUAUUUUACAGAAAACACAUGGUCUUAUCAUAACUUGUUUUAUAAAACAUAUUUCUUUCAAACUUAUAUUCAAAUAAAAUUUGCUCGGAGA